Molecule: messenger RNA, 831 nt
Organism: Ceutorhynchus assimilis (cabbage seed weevil)
Lineage: Eukaryota; Metazoa; Arthropoda; Insecta; Coleoptera; Curculionidae
Source: the annotation of a GenBank genome assembly
AUGUCCGCAUCUCAAUUAUUUAACCGUAUCGGCCAGUUUGGGUUAGGCGUAGCCCUAGUCGGUGGAGUAGUGAACUCUGCCCUCUUCAAUGUAGACGGAGGUCACAGGGCCGUCAUUUUCGACAGAUUCGCCGGAGUCAAAAAGCAAGUGAUCGGCGAAGGUACCCACUUUUUCAUCCCCUGGAUCCAAAGACCGAUCAUUUUCGACGUCAGGUCCAGGCCCAGGAACGUGCCAGUCGUCACAGGAAGUAAAGAUCUUCAAAAUGUAAAUAUCACUCUUCGUAUACUGUUCAGGCCGGUUGCCGAUCAGCUACCGAAAAUCUAUUCGGUUUUGGGCCAGGAUUAUGAGGAACGUGUAUUGCCAUCCAUCACAACUGAAGUCUUAAAAGCAGUUGUUGCACAAUUCGAUGCGGGAGAAUUAAUUACACAGCGUGAUCUCGUAUCUCAGAAAGUUAGCGACGAUUUGACUGAAAGAGCAUCACAGUUUGGAGUUAUUUUAGAUGAUAUUUCAAUUACACAUUUAACUUUCGGCAGGGAAUUCACAUUAGCUGUAGAAUUGAAACAGGUUGCCCAACAAGAAGCUGAAAAAGCAAGAUUCCUUGUAGAAAAAGCAGAACAAACCAAAAAAGCGACUGUAAUUUCUGCAGAGGGUGACGCUCAAGCUGCAAUCCUUCUGGCCAAAGCUUUUGGUGAUGCUGGUGAAGGUUUGGUUGAACUUAGGAGAAUAGAAGCCGCCGAAGAUAUUGCUUACCAACUAUCUCGCUCCAGACAAGUGGCUUAUCUUCCGGGAGGCCAAAAUAUGUUACUAAACGUGCCUACGCCAGGAAACUAA